CUCUUCUACAUCCUGUUUGCAGGUGAAUUUGAAGGAGAGGAUCUUACCACCUGCAGCUCUCUCUGAAAUCCACACUUUGACCUUCCUAGCAGUUGGAACAGCAGAAGUCAUGAUAUGUGGUUUAUGGUAUAUCAUGAUGCAUGAUAUACAAAAACUUGUGCUGUCAGCAGUGCUUGAUGUCUUGAAGGCAUACAGAGAGGGUUUGGGAUAUUUUUAUCACCUACUACCUAAUGCCUGUCGGAGGAGACAAAACGCUACGGAAGAGAGUCACAUUUCUUCAUCUUCCAGAGGGCCCCUCAGUUUGGGUUCUUUCCUAGCUGAGAAUCAAGAACCCUGAUUUUCAAGCAUGUACAAAGAGACCUCAGUCAGUGAGACAUACCCAUGUCUGCAGUUUGACAGGUUGGAUCUGUCUGGAGCAGAUGACUGUAGCACCCGAGAUGAAAACAUCCUGGCAUAUAAAAGAAUUCGUUUCCGGCCACGUAUGCUGCGGGAUGUAUCCGUGAUGGACAUUAGGACUAAGCUCCUGGGGACUGAAAUCAGCUUUCCUGUAGGGAUCGCCCCUACUGGCUUCCAUCAGCUAGCAUGGCCUGAUGGAGAGAAAAGCACAGCCAGAGCGGCCGCAGCGAUGAAUACCUGUUACAUCGCCAGCACGUACUCCACCUGUACGUUGGAAGAGAUAGCUGCGGCUGCCCCCCGUGGCAUCCGAUGGUUCCAGCUCUACAUCCACCGCAACAGGGGAGUUUCCCAGCAGCUGGUCCAACAGGCAGAGGCCUUGGGCUUCCAGGGCCUUGUCCUCACCGCAGAUCUGCCCUACACGGGCAAAAGACGUGAUGAUAUCCGCAAUGGUUUCCGCCUUCCUCCCCACAUGAAACUGAAGAACUUGGAAGGAGCCUUUGAGGGGGAUGACUGUUCUGAGUAUGGACUGCCACCCAACAGCUUGGAUCCUUCAGUAACCUGGAAUGAUAUCUACUGGUUGCGGAGCCUGACCCGCCUGCCCAUCAUCAUCAAAGGCAUCUUGACAAAAGAAGAUGCAGAGCUGGCAGUGAGACAUGGGGUUCAGGGAAUUAUUGUGUCCAAUCAUGGUGGAAGGCAACUGGAUGGAGGACCUGCCACUAUUGAUGCUCUGGUUGAGGUUGUGGAUGCAGUACAAGGCAAAAUCGAAGUCUAUUUAGAUGGUGGAAUACGAAAAGGAAGUGAUGUAUUAAAAGCACUGGCACUGGGAGCAAAAUGCGUCUUUAUUGGAAGACCAGCUUUAUGGGGUUUGGCUUACAAGGGUGAAGAGGGGCUUCAAGAUGUGCUGCGGAUUUUGCAGGAUGAGUUUCGUUUGUCAAUGGCCUUAGCUGGCUGUGCCAGCAUCUCAGAGAUUGGUCGACACCUAGUUCAGUUCCCAAAGCUGUGAAGGGCCUCCUGCAAUGCCCAUCAAACAAAGGUGCUUCACGCUGGGGUCCCAACCAGAUUGAAGAGAGAAAAAGGAGGUGCAGACAUCAGAUGUGUAAAAACUAUCGGAUAUGGCCU
Messenger RNA from Pezoporus flaviventris, 1515 nucleotides. It is a transcript of the gene HAO2, whose product is annotated as hydroxyacid oxidase 2. Bases 347 to 1399 code for a protein of 350 amino acids. The record is from RefSeq and is a predicted model, not a curated record. Gene Ontology annotation, molecular function: oxidoreductase activity; FMN binding. NCBI's taxonomy places the organism in Eukaryota, Metazoa, Chordata, Aves, Psittaciformes, Psittacidae. The transcript is spliced from 9 exons.